Camellia sinensis is the source of this 2855-nucleotide messenger RNA. Lineage: Eukaryota; Viridiplantae; Streptophyta; Magnoliopsida; Ericales; Theaceae. The record is from RefSeq and is a predicted model, not a curated record.
UUGCCAUGCUUUUAAUGGAGUAGGGUAAAGUCACAUUGAACACUGCUCCUACUCUCUCUCUCUCUCUCUCUCUCUCUCUCUCUCCACCGCUUGGAGGAAUCGGACUGAGUUCGCCGGAAGUCUCAGAGCUCAGAACCUUUUCUGGCGAAGAUUUGCCGGCGAUGUGUAAGCUUCGGUUACUGGUGUGCCUUCUACUUCUUUGCUCGGCAGCUUUGCCUGCUGCUCGAGGAUCUACCAACACAACCGGAACCAGUUUUUGGAAGACCUUAAAUGGAAAUGCGCCUUUAGUCAUAGCACGUGGUGGCUUUUCAGGGCUAUUUGCUGAUUCCAGUACAGUUGCAUACCAGCUGGCCGGAAUGGUUAGUUUACCCAAUGUGAUCUACUGGUGCGAUGUACAACUGACAAAAGAUGGAGCUGGCAUUUGCAGUCCUGAUCUCACGCUUGAGAAUAAUUCUAACAUUGAAUCUGUUUUCAAAAAUAAGUAUAAUACCUACUCCGUUAAUGGGGUAUCUAUGCAAGGAUGGUUUUCUGUGGAUUUCACCCUCAGUGACCUGGCAAAUGUCAUUUUAACUCAGGGAAUUUAUUCUCGACCCGAUAAAUUAGAUGGUAGUCUGUUCCCAUUCCUUACUGUUCAAGAUGUGGCAAAGCAAUUGAACCCACCCGGAUUAUGGUUGAAUAUUCAGCAUGAUGCAUUCUUCAGCCAGCAAAGCUUCAGCAUGAGAAGCUUUGUACUUUCUGUAUUUAAAAGUGCUAUAGUUAAUUAUAUCUCUUCUCCGGAGGUGGACUUCCUAAGGAGUAUAUUGUCUCGCAGACCAAGCACAACAAAACUCAUUUUCCGGUUUCUGGGGCAAGAUGAAGUUGAGCCUUCUAUUAACCAAACUUAUGGUUUUCUAUUAAGUAAUUUGACAUUUAUCAAGACAUUUGCUUCCGGAAUUCUUGUUCCCAAGUCUUAUAUAUGGCCUGUAGAUAAUCUAUAUUUACAGCCUCAUACCUCAGUUGUUUUGGAUGCUCAUAAAGAAGGUCUAGAAGUUUUUGCGUCAGAUUUUGCAAAUGACGUACCUUUUGCCUACAAUUUCAGUUAUAACCCUGUAGCUGAGUAUCUAUCUUUUAUUGACAAUGGAAACUUCUCUGUGGAUGGUGUGCUUUCUGACUUCCCAAUAACUCCAUCAGCGGCCAUAGCUUGUUUCUCUCACAGAGGCAGAAAUGUGUCAGGACCAGAGUUUUAAAAGGCUUUCUUGAGGCUCGCCUCAAUGCUCGCCUCGCCUUGAGGCUAAGAAAAGCCUUUGGUUAUCUCAUCAAAAGGAUCGAGUGGGGACUACACUGGUUGUACUGAUUUGGCAUAUCAACGUGCCAUUUCAGAUGGUGUAGAUGUUCUUGACUGUCCUGUUCAAAUGACGAAGGAUGAGAUACCGGUUUGCUUAGGCUCUAUUAAUCUUAUAGAUUACACAAAAGUUGCUCAAUCAAGUUUUAGCAACCUUACGACAACUAUUUCAGAACUUGGAGUAGUCAAUGGGAUAUUUCCCUUCAGCCUCACAUGGAGCCAGAUUCAGAGUUUGACUCCGGCAAUAUCGAACCCGUUUAUAGCUUCCCAAUUGUACCGGAAUCCAAAAUUCAAAACGCUGGAAAAUUUAUGACGCUGUUUGAGUUUCUGGCCCUUGCAAAUAAUGCCAGUUCUGUUUCUGGUGUUCUGAUCAGCAUAGAGGAUGCAGUAUUCCUAGCAGCAAAUCAGAGUUUAAGUGUAACUGAUGCGGUUCUUGAUGUCUUAAGAAAUGUUAGUCAAAAUAAUCACAGGCAAGAAAAUUAUGAUUCAGUCAACCGACAGCUCGGUGUUGAUCAAGUUCAAGGAGGAGAAAAGCAAUUAUGAGCUCGUUUACGUUGUCGAUGAAGAUAUCCAUGAUGCUGAUAAUUCAACCGUUGCAGAGAUCACGAAGUUUGCUAAUUCCGUGGUUGUCAGCAAGAGCUCCGUCUUUCCUAACAGUGACGCAUAUCUUACUGGUACAACAGAUGUCGUACAGAAACUACAUGCAUUCAAGCUCCCAGUGUUUGUAAAACUCUUCAGAAAUGAGUUUAUAUCUCAAGCUUGGGACUUCUGCUCAGAUGCAAUCGUGGAGAUCAACUCAUUUGUCAUGGGUGCUGAAAUUGAUGGUGUCAUCACAGAAUUUCCUGGAACAGCUGCUAAAUACAAGAAGAACCGAUGCUUGGGAUUGGGAAAUAAUACUCCUUAUUAAAUGAGCCCUGUUCAGGCUGGUGGUCUCUUGCAACUCAUGGCUGCUCCAGACUUGCCACCCGCUCAAGCUCGUAACCCUAUCCUGACAGAAUCCGAUGUGGUUGAGCCACCUCUGCCCUCUGUGGUGGUGAAUAGCCCAACUUCUGACAUUGGCAAUGUAACUAUUUCACCAACUACAACCCCAUCAAAUGGGCUGCCUAAAGUUGUUUCAUUCAUCUUCUUGUCAUAUCCAGCUUCUCUCCUUGCUACUCUUGCCCUAUUCUGAAAACGUAUCACCCUACACAUGCUUGACCACAUGGGAGCUCGGCACGAUCAAAUGGGUAGUUCUUUUUUUUGUUUCCUAAACUGCAUCAAUCGUUUUGUGUAUCAUUUUGCAUUUUGUAGGUGUGUUCAUUCCUCCCCAUGCAUAUCCCUGAGACCGUGUCAUGAUGGAUUCUUCAACCACCAGGCAUUGUUAGCUGUUCAUUCAUGUAGUUUAGUUAAAUGAUUAUUCUUUGGUGUGUAUUAUGAUCGACACAGAUAAUAAACUGUGUUCGGUAAACUGAGCAACCAGCCUCUCUGUUUACAUCAAGUGCUUGAACUGGACUGCUGAAAUUUGUAAAUUAUUGUAUUUAUAUGCUUCAAAAUC